Messenger RNA from Spea bombifrons (plains spadefoot toad), 761 nucleotides. It is a transcript of the gene FAM219A, whose product is annotated as family with sequence similarity 219 member A. Lineage: Eukaryota; Metazoa; Chordata; Amphibia; Anura; Pelobatidae. The coding region runs from base 85 to 639 and encodes 184 amino acids. The record is from RefSeq and is a predicted model, not a curated record. The transcript is spliced from 6 exons.
AGGCUGAGACAGAGCAUCCUCAGCAUCAUCCGCAGCAGCAUCAUCCGCAGUAGCAGCACCGGGCCCGGUGCUCCGGUCGCCACCAUGAUGGAGGAAAUAGACCGCUUCCAGGUGCCCACCGUGCACUCCGAAAUGCAGCCCCUGGAUCCGGCAGCAGCUGCCAUAUCUGACGGAGACUGUGACAUGCGCAAGGGAGAGACGGUCGCCAUGAAUUAUAAGCCUUCUCCUCUGCAGGUGAAGCUGGAGAAGCAGCGAGAGAUGGCCAGGAAGGGGUCUCUGAAGAACGGGAACGUCGGCAGCCCGGUGAACCAGCAGCCCAAGAAGAACAACGUUAUGGCGAGAACAAGACUCGUCGUCCCAAACAAAGGAUAUUCCUCGUUGGAUCAGAGUCCUGACGAGAAGCCGCUCGUGGCGCUGGACACGGACAGUGACGACGACUUUGACAUGUCCCGAUACUCGUCCUCGGGGUAUUCCUCAGCCGAGAUCAACCAAGACCUGAACAUCCAGCUGCUGAAGGACGGCUACCGGUUGGAUGAGAUCCCGGACGACGAGGACCUGGACCUCAUACCCCCCAAGUCCGUCAACCCCACGUGCAUGUGCUGCCAAGCCACGUCCUCCACCGCCUGCCACAUCCAAUGAGGACGAGCGCCGCCCACCCGCGCUUCCACCGUGACUGGAACUAAACAGCCAUUGCCUCCUCCUAUGGUAGGACAAGAAGCUGUCAGUGUUCCCGGCGCCGGGAGAAACCAAAAAAAGAAUAA